This is a messenger RNA of Entamoeba dispar SAW760, 942 nucleotides long. Its product is annotated as WD repeat-containing protein 82-B, putative. Gene Ontology annotation, molecular function: chromatin binding; protein binding. Lineage: Eukaryota; Evosea; Mastigamoebida; Endamoebidae. The record is from RefSeq and is a predicted model, not a curated record. The transcript is spliced from 2 exons. Bases 1 to 942 code for a protein of 313 amino acids. Gene Ontology annotation, cellular component: Set1C/COMPASS complex.
AUGACUGAUAAUAAGAUUGAAGAAAUUGAGAGGUAUAAGAAGAGUUUUGUAUAUUCUGAAUCUGAAUAUGAAUAUGUUAGUUCUGCAUUUUCAUAUGACGGUGAAAUUUUUGUUACUUCAGGUGGAGAUAAUACAUAUCGAAUCCAUUCAUUAAGUAAUCCUAAAGAACCUACAAUAUUAAAAUCACAACUUUUUGGUUCUGGAAUGAUUAAAUACACUCACCACCCACAUGUUAUAUUAACUUCCUUUAAUAAUAGAGGAAUAUUAAAUUCAUUAGGACUUCUUUGUUUUGACACUAAAGAGUUUGUUCGUGUAUUUCACGGUCAUACAGAUGAAAUUAUUUCUAUUGACCAUAAUAAUUCGAGUGACAUGUUUUUAUCAACCUCUCUUGAUUCUCAUGUAAUGCUUUGGGAUCCCCGUGCUAAUAAUCCGUGUACUUCAAAUAUUUUCUUUGGUAAAAUAUUUCCAGUUGCUUGUUUUAAUAAUGAAGGUACAAAAGUUGUUGUAAUAGAAGAAAAUAAUGGUCAUGUGUUUGACUUAAAAAAGUUCCCUUAUGAGCCACUUUUUAAUUUUGUUCUUCCAACAGAAAGGUCUUAUAGAAAAGUUACUUGUUCUCUUGAUGGGUCCAAAGUUGCAGUUUCAUCACCAUCAGGUAAUAUUUUUGUUAUAGAAAAUUUUGAAUCUACUGCUCCUAUUAUUAGGCCUAUCAGUACUAAACUUACUAAAGAUUCUCCUUGCAUUGAGUUUUCAGUCGAUGGAUCUCGUCUUAUGUUUUCAAGUGGAUUUGAUGGUAGUGUUAAUGUGUUUAAUUGCAUAGAUCAUACUACAAUACCAAUGCCUCAAAGUAAUCAAACAACAGUACGUUCAAUAAAAUGUAACUAUAAAUAUCCAAUUGUAGCAACAACAUGUUCAGUGGUAAAUUGGUGGUCAUAUGAUGAUUAA